Mollisia scopiformis is the source of this 936-nucleotide messenger RNA. RefSeq lists its product as uncharacterized. The record is from RefSeq and is a predicted model, not a curated record. NCBI's taxonomy places the organism in Eukaryota, Fungi, Ascomycota, Leotiomycetes, Helotiales, Mollisiaceae. The transcript has a single exon. Bases 331 to 831 code for a protein of 166 amino acids.
GUCUGUCUUCUUUCCAGCCAUUUUCCACCUUAUCGAUUGAGGCUGAAUCUUGCAUUCAACUUGAGGAUUGAUUGAGGAGAAUUUACUUUCGAUUUUUCCAAAUUACAUCUUAUCUUUCCAUCGGCACUCGAGUUGAUGCUUGCACCUCGAACUUCAAGACCAUUACCUGUCAAUCCAACGCUCCGACACGGCCUAGAGUAGCGUUGGCUGGGCGCAGGGUGAUGACAUCUCCGCACGUGGAAUGAACAGAGCCUCAAUUACAAGCCUCUGCGCCUCUUCAACUCAGUAGAGUGCUAUUAUACAGCCUCGAUCGUCCUUCCUCCUGGCACAAUGUCCAAAAUUACAUCAAAGAACCUCUCAUACGACUCGACCCUCCCACCAUUCCUCGCUCGUCUGCAAGCAAAUAACAACUCGAGGGACGACCGCCAUGAGUUUGCAAUUGCCCGACCAAAGAAGGCACGCACAGCGGAGGACGAGGCAGAGGAUGAGCCUGUAUACUUCAAUGAGGAGAGUGGUGAAACCUUGACAAAGGGUGAAUGGGAAGCUCGAGAAGCUGGAAAUGAUGAAGAGAAGGCGGACGAGAAGGAUGCUGCGCACACUCUAAGUAAAGAAGAUCCGGAAUCCUUGAAAGCGGGCAAGAAAGAGGAGAAAGUAGCAGCCAUUGGGGUAGGGAAGAAGAGAAAGGUUGGGAAGAUUGUGGGUGGUGAGGAAGAUGAUGAGCCUAUUGCUGAAGAGAAGAAGGCUCCAAAACGGGAGGGCAAGAAGGUUGAGAAGGGCAAGUCAGCAAAAAAGGCGAAGAAGGUCAAGCUCAGCUUUGGGGAUGACGAAUGACCCUAUGUGAAUGCUGUCUGCUGGAGAAGGGGCAAUUGGAGUUAAGGAAGGAUUGGACUUUUGCUUUUAGAUACCCCCUGCUUCGAAUAAAUCUUUUCACGACAC